AUGAACUUGGACAACACAACCAGCCCAAACCAAGGAGGUUGUACGGCCAAGGGCAUGCUACAAGGACAGUUUGUCAUAUGUGAGUGUUUAUUCCAGUCCUGGCGGCAGCAUGGGAGAACAGCAGGUCAUCCAUCAAAAUCUGCUCUGCCCCCCUCCAUAAGCCAGCUGCUUAUAUUCGAGUUAGUAGUAGCAGACUUGCAAAGAAAAAUCAGAGAGGCGUUUGAAGUGUUUGACCAUGAGCUGAAUAAUACAGUGGAUGUGAGAGAGAUCGGAACCAUCAUCAGGUCCCUGGGAUGCUGCCCGAACGAAGGGGAGCUGCAUGAUCUGAUUGCAGAGGUAGAGGAAGAAGAACCCACUGGGUACAUUCGAUUUGAAAAAUUUCUUCCAGUGAUGACCAAUAUACUAGUGGAGAAAAGAUACAGACCAAUUCCAGAAGAAAUCCUUCUUCAAGCUUUUGAGGUAUUAGAUCCAACUAAACGUGGAUUUCUUUCUAAGGAAGAACUGAUCAAGUAUAUGACUGAAGAAGGUGAGCCCUUUUCUCAGGAGGAAAUGGAAGAAAUGCUGUCUGCUGCAAUUGGCCCAGAAUCGAAUUUCAUUCAUUACAGGGACUACAUAACCAUGAUGGUGAUAGAUGAAAAUUAAACACUAUGAAGGCUUACUUUCUAAUUGAAAGGAUAAUUUUUAAAAA
Molecule: messenger RNA, 688 nt
Organism: Myotis davidii
Lineage: Eukaryota; Metazoa; Chordata; Mammalia; Chiroptera; Vespertilionidae
Gene: EFCAB2
Product: EF-hand calcium binding domain 2
Exons: 8
Coding region: 1-642 (213 amino acids)
Molecular function (GO): calcium ion binding
Source: RefSeq, a predicted model, not a curated record